AUGUCCCCUCCAAUCUCUCCACAGCCGUCCGAGGUCCGUCCGCGGGCUCAGACGGCCAUGAGCCAUUCAUCUCAACGAUCCCGCCGCAGUAACUCUUCCGCCAACAAUAAGCUAGAGUUGACCGAGACUCACAAAGAGAAGAAGAGGCUGAAUACAAAGGCAGAUCCUUCGAGAGCCAUCACCGAAGCCACGCCAGUGGAACAGGCACAAGAGGAAUCGACAGUCGAGGAUUUGCGCAGGAUGAUGCACAAAGACAACGAUGGCAAUCUUAUCACCGAUCCUGAUCGGUCCAAUCCUACCCGCCAUCGUAUGGAGCGGCCAUUAGACACCAUCCGUGCGUUUCACGCAGCUGCGGAGGGCACGAGCACGCGGCGCUCCUCCUACAAUAGCAGACCAGGUUCCCAAGUUGGCUGGAAUGGUGAUGUGAACCGCCGGGCAAGCUACUACUCGCAGAAUGGAUACUCGCCACAGCGACCUCGAGCGUCACCUAGUGGUGGAUACUACCGCAAUUCUUCCUAUGGUUUCGCUCCCCAAAGCGCGGUCGAAGAGUCCCCAGGCGCUUCCCAAAUGUAUGCUCGGCCUUCUGUGCGUCAACAAACCCAUCCUCAUGCUGGUCCUCCCAACGGAUACCCGAAUGGCUAUCAACACGGUCCCAGCAAUGGAGACAGUCCAAUAUCUCCGCAUGCAUACCACCACUCUUACGACGCCAUGACCAGUGGCUCUGAGGAAUAUGGCAAAUCGACAAAUCCUAGCUCCCAGAACAGCUCUUUUGACCAACUCCACCAACUUCGGAACAAACCAGAAGAUUUUCCCCAGGAGAACCCAUAUGCUAAAGAGAUUCAAUUCAAUCAGACCCCGUUGCCACAGCCAUUCUCACCGUACGGCGUACGCGACGGUAGUCAUGACCAGCAGUUCCAAGGUCCAGCGGCUCCAUCACACCAGUAUACACCGCCCGCUGCAAACGAUCCGCGACACCCAAUCAAGCUGAAUGGCGUGUCAAAUGCUGGUGAAAUCACCCCUCCCCAGUCACCUAAGAGACAGAGCUGGAUCAAGCGAAGAUUCAGCAAGCGAGCCUCCUAG
This is a messenger RNA of Cladophialophora yegresii CBS 114405, 1080 nucleotides long. RefSeq lists its product as uncharacterized. The record is from RefSeq and is a predicted model, not a curated record. Lineage: Eukaryota; Fungi; Ascomycota; Eurotiomycetes; Chaetothyriales; Herpotrichiellaceae. The transcript is spliced from 4 exons. The coding region runs from base 1 to 1080 and encodes 359 amino acids.